This is a messenger RNA of Enterobius vermicularis (human pinworm), 1815 nucleotides long. The record is from the annotation of a GenBank genome assembly. Lineage: Eukaryota; Metazoa; Nematoda; Chromadorea; Rhabditida; Oxyuridae.
AUGUUCUUACCAUGUUUCCUUCAUUAUUUUUUUCCUUUUACUUGCUGGAAUUACUGUUUCAGAGGAAGAGCUGUUAACGAACAGUACUUUGAAUGGAGGAAGAAAUGGACAACAGAAAGUCGUUGUUCUCCGAGCCUGCGUCUUUUUGUUCAAGACCAACUGUUGCCUUACUGGUUGCAGUGUAAAUCAUCUUUCAAAACUUCUUGGAUUCUGACUGUUACUGCACCUCCGUUAUUACACGACUCUCCAGUUCUGCAUUAUCUUCGUAAUGAGUAUUACUACGAUGAAAUUGGGAUAAGUCCUGUCAGUGCUGUUUAUGAAAGCGAUCCUGAAUGCGUCUCGCAGUCCUUCAUGUGCCCUUUUAACAUACCAGAAAAGCCAUCAAUGGCACUGUGUUUAAGACCAGAUGUCAUGGAGUAUGACGAAAUCCAUGCCUUCCCUGAGUUUUGUUUGCCGUACUUGAUUUGUCGUGGGUUAGCUAGGAUUUGGUAUACUCAUGAAAUAGCUCGAGUUUAUGAGUUUCUGGUUAUGAAGUCACUUAUAAACUAUGGUAUUCUUGCGGUGCCGAAAGAAACUGUUUUUUCAAAAAGAUCUGAGAAAUUGGAAGUUUUGGUUAUUGGAGGUGGAAUCAGCGGAUUGGCUGCUGCACGUCAGCUUCGGUCUUAUGGUGCCAGUGUAAAGGUUCUAGAGGCUAAAGGAAAAAUUGGAGGAAGAUUAUUGGACGAUUGGUCUUUGGGAGUAGCUGUAGGUUGUGGUGCGCAACUGAUUACUGGAGUCAUCAAUAACCCUAUAGUAUUGAUGUGUGAACAAGUUGGAGUUGCCUAUCGACCUCUUACUGACACAUGUCCAUUGGUGGAUGCGAGCACCGGAAAAAGAGCCAAUAUGCUUAGCGACCGAUUAGUUGAUGAGCACUUUAACUGCCUUCUAGAUGCUACUGCUGAGUGGAAAGAAUUGGAGGAGGAAAGACUGUUACAGUGGCAAAUUGGCAACGUUGAAUUCUCAUGUGGUUCAAAACUGGCUGACGUUUCCGCUAGGAAUUGGGAUCAAAAUGAAGCAGUUGCCCAAUUUGCUGGGGAGCAUGCUCUUUUGGUUGAUGGUUCUUCAGAGCUGGUUAGGAAACUUGCUGAGAUUUCAGAUCUUCGUUGUAAUCAUCAGGUGCUAAUUACUGUCCCUUUAGCAGUCUUGAAGAGCGGGUUAAUAACUUUCCUUCCAGAAUUACCGACUGAUAAAAGACGUGCUCUAAGUAAUUUAGGAGCAGGAUUAAUUGAGAAGGUCGCAGUCCGUUUUCCAAAAAGAUUCUGGUCGUCGUUGUUGAAGAGCGAUGGAACUUUGGAUUACUUUGGUCAUGUACCAGAAAGUAUUCAUAACAGGGGCCUUUUUAAUAUUUUCGCCAGCCCCACUGUCGAAUCAGGAAAAAGUCAACAAUUUGUUCUCAUGUCCUACGUUUGCGGGGAUUCCGUUAACAUAGUCAACGAGAAGAGCGAUGCAGAAGUUGUUGAUAUAUUUUUGGACACUCUGAAGGAUAUGUUUCCAGAUGCAAUUCCGGAGCCGACAGGCCAUGUAGUGACUCACUGGGGUCGGGAUCAAUUCAUUGGUAUGUCAUACUCUUAUUUGCGUGUUGGCGGUACGGGAGAAGACUACGACAUCAUUGCAAAUGAUAUUGAUGGAAGAGUUUUUUUCGCUGGAGAGGGAACAAAUCGUUUUUUCCCUCAAACUAUGACCGGCGCUUAUUUGAGCGGUUUGCGAGAAGCGGGGAAAAUCCUUGAAAGUUGGCUUAAAUUUGGCUGUUAUGAAGCAGAAGAAGAAAAAACUUGA